GGACAUUUUCGUACGGCUCAACUCAUCCGCUGCACCCGCUAUAAUUCGGAAUGAGAGAGAGAAACCACAUACACUACACCACAACAACUACUCGUAACAAAUAAAAUACACGUCAAAUUAAACUCAGACAUCACUACUUUGUUUUUGUUAAAUAUUUUUUCAUUUGCGUUUUUCAAAUUGUCCAACUUUUUCUGAUUUGGGGUUGUAAAUGACUGAAUGUCUGCUUAUGUCAAUCCACAGCAUCAGCAAAACAAACUACAUAUUUCGAGUCUCUGCCAUGGAUGAAAAUUAUGAGAACUUCACAGAUGCGUAUGAAGAAAUGUGGGGUUUUGAUGCAAAUGAGACGAAUACCUUUGCAUCUUCAGAAGUGAGGGUGAUUUCUCUGGUCGUCUACUGCCUGACGUUUCUCCUCGGAGUCCCCGGAAACUCGUUCGUCAUAUUCAUCGCAGGAAUGAAGAUGAAGAGGACCGUUAAUACAAUCUGGUUUCUCAAUCUAGCGACUGCCGACCUCCUGUGCUGUCUUUCCGUACCGCUAACUGUAGCCGAAAUCCUCCUAGACCACCAUUGGCCGUACGGAUACGCCAUGUGCAAAAUUCUCCCCUCAGUAAUAGUCAUAAGCAUGUUCGCCAGCGUUUUCACCUUAAACAUAAUCAGCCUGGAUCGCUUCACACAGGUUAUCACUCCGGUUUGGGCUCAGAAUCAUCGAAGUUUAUUGCUAGCGCGGCUGUCUUGCGUUGCGGUAUGGAUUUUGGCUUUGCUGCUCAGCUUGCCCUUCAUGAUAUUAAGACGAACUUAUGAAGAGUUUAACAUGACAGUUUGCACUUUCGAUGACGACGACUUCACGACAUACGGAGCUUUGAGCAUCGUCAGGUUUGUGUUUGGCUUUUUAAUUCCUCUAAUGUCCAUCGUGACAUGCUAUGGAAUUAUCGCUCGCAAAUUAGGCAGUCGUCAUUUCCGCAGUGGCCGAGCGUUUCGCAUCAUGCUGGCUGUUAUCGUGGCUUUUUUCCUGUGCUGGAUGCCGUAUCAUGUGUUGGAUUUGAUACGAAGCUAUGGAGGGGAAUCCAGUUCAAUGGUGGCUUUGAAAGUGGAUCCGUUGGCCAUCUCUUUGGCGUACGUGAACAGCUGCCUGAACCCCGUCCUGUAUGUGUUCAUGGGGCAGGAUUUUAAGAAUAAGGUUCAGCUUUCUCUACGGCGUGUGUUUGAACGGGCUUUCUCUGAAGAGGGAACGCAAAUAUCGAGAUCCACACAAUCACAACAAGUGCACUCAGUGUUGUGAAGAUAUGAACUUCAGUUUUAGCUGUUUGUCUAUAUGCACUUUCAAACAGGUCUCUUUCCAUUCUCUCUCCUGUGGUUUGUAAUGUAAUGGACAGUACAGAUGUCUUGAUACCUCAGGCUGCUGAUGUUGCAGAUCUCUCGCAUGCCCCCAUACUGAAUGUAACCCCAAACCAUGAUGUUUC
Molecule: messenger RNA, 1457 nt
Organism: Danio rerio (zebrafish)
Lineage: Eukaryota; Metazoa; Chordata; Actinopteri; Cypriniformes; Danionidae
Source: RefSeq, a predicted model, not a curated record